CGCCCGGCCGUUCGGUCCCCAGCGGCGUUCUCUGCCGCUUCCCUCUUCUCUCCCCGCCUCCCGGCCUCCGCACGGACGCGGCCGGGGCGGGAGCCGAGCCGGAGUCGAGCGGGAGCUGAAGCCGGAGCCGCAGAGACGUGGAAUCAUGAAGGCCUGAGCCUGCGUGCGCCACCCUGGCUGCGGCGGCGACGGCGGCUUCUUCCGAUCCCCCCCUUGCCACCAACUCGUGUGUCUGUGGAGCUGGAAACGGAUCUGCCCUGCGGCUGAGACAGGUUGUCUUGUGGAAAUGAAGGCUUAAGGGCAAGUUAUCUACCAGAUUAGAAGAUGGGAUCGAACAGCAGCAGAAUCGGUGAUCUUCCUAAAAAUGAGUACUUAAAAAAGUUAUCGGGCACAGAAUCUGUCUCUGAGAACGACCCGUUCUGGAAUCAGCUUCUCUCGUUUUCUUUCCCUGCACCAACCAGCAGCAAUGAGCUGAAGCUUUUGGAGGAAGCAACCAUUUCAGUCUGCAGGUCUUUAGUUGUAAACAACCCUCGAACAGGAAACCUUGGUGCGCUAAUUAAGGUCUUCCUUUCUAGAACCAAAGAACUAAAACUUUCAGCAGAAUGUCAGAACCACCUCUUCAUUUGGCAGACACACAAUGCUUUGUUUAUUAUUUGCUGUUUGCUGAAAGUGUUCAUCUGUGAGAUGUCAGAGGAGGAACUGCAACUUCAUUUUACUUAUGAAGAAAAAUCUCCCGGCAGUUACAGUUCUGACUCUGAAGAUCUUUUGGAAGAAUUGCUCUGUUGUUUGAUGCAGUUGAUCACUGAUAUUCCACUCCUAGAUAUUACGUAUGAAAUCUCAGUUGAAGCUGUAUCAACAAUGGUGGUUUUCCUUUCUUGUCAACUCUUCCACAAGGAAGUUUUGCGACAGAGCAUCAGCCACAAGUAUUUGAUGCAAGGUCGAUGUCUUCCAUAUACCAGCAAACUUGUGAAAACCUUACUGUAUAACUUUAUCAGACAAGAAAAGCCACCCCCUCCAGGAGCACAUGUGCUCCCACAGCAGUCAGAUGGGGGAGGACUGCUCUAUGGGCUCGCAUCAGGAGUAGCAACUGGCCUCUGGACUGUCUUCACCCUGGGUGGUGUGGGCAGCAAAGCAGCUGCCUCUCCAGAACUGUCUUCCCCUCUGGCCAACCAGAGUCUCUUGCUUCUGCUGGUGCUGGCCAACCUGACAGAUGCUGCAGAUGCGCCAAACCCCUACAGACAAGCCAUUAUGUCCUUUAAGAAUACGCAAGACAGCAGUCCUUUCCCCUCAUCAAUUCCACACACUUUCCAGAUUAACUUCAACAGUUUGUACACAGCCCUGUGUGAACAGCAGACAUCUGACCAGGCAACUCUCCUCUUGUACACAUUGCUGCAUCAGAAUAGUAAUGUUAGAACAUACAUGUUGGCUCGCACAGAUAUGGAAAAUCUUGUUUUACCAAUUCUUGAGAUUCUGUAUCAUGUCGAAGAAAGAAAUUCACACCAUGUGUAUAUGGCCCUUAUAAUAUUAUUGAUCCUCACAGAAGACGAUGGCUUUAAUAGAUCAAUUCACGAAGUGAUAUUAAAAAAUAUUAGUUGGUAUUCAGAACGGGUUUUAACUGAAAUUUCACUGGGGAGUCUUCUGAUACUGGUUGUAAUAAGAACCAUUCAGUACAACAUGACGAGGACAAGAGACAAGUACCUUCACACCAACUGUCUGGCCGCUUUAGCGAACAUGUCGGCACAGUUCCGUUCUCUCCAUCAGUAUGCUGCCCAGAGGAUCAUUAGUUUGUUUUCCUUGCUGUCUAAAAAACACAACAAAGUUCUGGAACAAGCCACACAGUCCUUGAGAGGGUCACUGAGUGCCAACGAUGUUCCUCUACCAGAUUACGCACAAGACUUGAAUGUCAUCGAAGAAGUGAUUCGAAUGAUGUUAGAGAUCAUCAAUUCCUGCCUGACAAAUUCUCUUCACCACAAUCCGAACUUGGUGUAUGCUCUGCUUUACAAACGAGAUCUCUUCGAACAGUUCCGAACUCAUCCUUCAUUUCAGGAUAUAAUGCAGAAUAUCGAUCUGGUGAUCACCUUCUUCAGCUCACGACUGCUGCAGGCUGGGGCUGAGCUGUCGGUGGAGCGGGUCCUGGAAAUCAUCAAGCAGGGGGCUGUCGCGCUGCCCAAAGACCGGCUGAAGAAAUUUCCAGAAUUGAAAUUCAAAUAUGUGGAAGAGGAGCAGCCCGAGGAGUUUUUUAUCCCUUAUGUGUGGUCUCUGGUCUACAACUCAGCAGUAGGCCUCUACUGGAACCCCCAGGACAUCCAGCUCUUCACGAUGGAUUCCGACUGAGGGCCGACACCAUCUCCCACCCUCACCUCCCUGCAGCCGAGCAGCCCUUGUAGUUACUUUCUUCCUGGGGGAACAGAAGUAGACAGAUUGCCCAAUGUACCUUCCAGUGGAGAGGAUCACACAGGCGUGCUUCCCUUACACACUUGGAUGUGGAGAAUUGGUGACGGUUGGCAGGAGAUCGCUCAGCUUAGAUUGUAGUGCAAAAAAGGGGAGAGGGGGGUAUGCGACAAUAAUAAAUGUAAAAACCUGCUAUUCCACAUGCAAUUUUAUUUCUAAACCAAAAAUCUAGAGCUUUUCCAGGAACCCGAUGCCUUAGGCAUGUAACACUUCACCAGUACAUACUGUUUUUUUCUUUGCAUGUUCAAGAUUUUUGUUUUGGUCCAGUGUGUGCACACAUGCACGUGUGUGUGUGUGUGUGUGUGUGUGUGUGUGUGUGUGUGUUUUCAACAUAGAGAAAUAUCUGAAAAGAUGACGAGACAGGAAUUAGUAAGGAAAUGAAAUCAUAUGUAUGAGGGGUUGCCUUCUAGAGGGCCCGUGAUUUAACAGACACUAUGCCCGGGCCGUGGGAUGUGAGCCUUUAGAUCAGAUCCUCUGCAUCUUUCAAAGAAAGAAGUGGCUCCUUCUUAUAAAGCCCAGAUUAGCUUUACUGUGGCUUUGGCCUCUGAGCUGUAGCUGAAUUAAAUUGGAGUCUAGCACAAAUUAAGUUAAUCUACUCUGUAUUAAUCAUUGGGAAAAGAAAAGCUUCAUUUUGAAAGCAAUCUUUUUUCUUCAACCAGGCUAUUAGAAGAAAAGGAGACCAAUUUGAUUAAUACAGUAUUCCACAUGAGAUUAAAAACAUGUUUUUCUCUUCAUUUCUGACUUUGUUUAAACUCUUUUGGGCCCUGAACCAGAGGAAGAAGCUUCUCUGAGGGAAACCGUGCCAGGGCUGCCCUGAGCAGAGCGUGCCUGCCAGAGCCACGGGCGCUAAGGGCAGAGUGCGAUGGGCCUGUGGAGUCGGGGUCUGAGUCCACGACCACCCUCUCACAGCCCGAAUGAGGAGCCUCGUCUCAUUCUCAAAGACACGAAAAGUAUUUGCUUUUCUGCAUACAAAGCGUGUAAUCCCAAGUGAGACUGAACACCCCACGUCAGGUGGCUGUUGCUGAUCUGUCGAGAACUAGCUUCUCUCCUCUCCCUAUGUCCCUGGGCUGGACGCCGGGGUCCUUUUGGUCCAUCACAAUCUCAGAGUGCCUAGGAAGAACUAUCUUCAGUCACAGCAAGCUCUGGAAAGGUGAAGAACACACCAGCACGUCAUGCCCAUCUGUGUGGCUUCUACCCAUGAAAAGCCUGGGCUGCUCCAUCUCUUUGGUGGGCUUUUGGGGGCCAACCAGGUGGUUUCAUCUUCGUCAUCAGGACAGGCACUGGAGCUGAAGCUCCCUGAGGCUGACUGACGGACAGACGGACGAAUGAAGGGGCAUCGCUGGUGGCUGGACGCAGGAGGCAAGUGCAGAUGGUCCACGGCCUCCUAGGGUCUUGCGCUGUGCAGUCCUCUUCUGUCACGCGAGGCUGGGUGGCUCCUGUAAGAUCACAGGGACAGGGCCGCAGACAGACGAGGCGUGGCAACAGCUCCUGUUCAGUGGAGCCCCAGGGGCGAGGCUGUCUGAAGGUGGAAAUGUCCGUCCUCCCAGUCUGAAUGGCGAUCAUUUCAGGUAGCCGUUGUUUCGUGUUCCCCACAUGGGGAGACAAGAGACAGCUUGAAUUUGUUUCCAGCGCAUUUUGAUUUGCUUCCUUUCCUUUAAACCAAAACACACAAUGUUAAAAGGGUCGCGUGCAGCACCUGAACCUCUGUCAGGACCUGGACCUGGGCAGUGCCAUGGGAUAAUCACUAGGCUGCAGGCCUGUCGGUUCUUGGGAGGGAGGAAAUGGGGUCCCCCAAAAGCCAGAGAGGCCCAACAACCACGGGGCCCUUGACUGAGGGGACCUCACCGGUCCCUCCCCAGGCCACCUGGCUCACCAAGGUGCCUCCAAAGCCCCAUUCUCCAGCAGGCUCCUCUCCCCCGCCCCCCCUUAAUGAACCAAGCUGCGGAAGUGCUCACUGGCCUGAAAGCUCCGCCGCGGCCACGGCCUCAGGCAGCACGUGGGCACACGCUUCCAGACUCCACUGCGUCACUGCUUCAGCUCGGGAGACCCACUGGGAGUCUCCUCCUGGUUUUUGUGAAAGAUUUAUUACGUGACAAUAAAUUUAACUGACAAACUU
Molecule: messenger RNA, 4567 nt
Organism: Lutra lutra (Eurasian river otter)
Lineage: Eukaryota; Metazoa; Chordata; Mammalia; Carnivora; Mustelidae
Gene: DYM
Product: dymeclin
Exons: 17
Coding region: 325-2334 (669 amino acids)
Biological process (GO): Golgi organization
Cellular component (GO): Golgi apparatus
Source: RefSeq, a predicted model, not a curated record